Trametes versicolor FP-101664 SS1 is the source of this 968-nucleotide messenger RNA. RefSeq names its product ras protein. Gene Ontology annotation, biological process: signal transduction. The transcript has 7 exons. Gene Ontology annotation, molecular function: GTP binding; GDP binding; GTPase activity. Bases 214 to 789 code for a protein of 191 amino acids. The record is from RefSeq and is a predicted model, not a curated record. Gene Ontology annotation, cellular component: plasma membrane. NCBI's taxonomy places the organism in Eukaryota, Fungi, Basidiomycota, Agaricomycetes, Polyporales, Polyporaceae.
UCUACGUCCACCACUGCCCGUCUCCGUCAAGGCUCCCGCCCGGGCUUUCCUUUACGACCUUGCACGAUCUUCCACGACGUUCACAACUCGCUUUUUAUCUUUCCGACCCGCCUCAAGCCCACCACGAAUCUCGUCUUCACGACCCCUCUCCCGCUUCCGUCUUCACGCUUGAGAUCUGCACAUUCUAUACGCUCCCUUCUCCCACUUUGAAUCAUGGAUAGCUGGAGAGUAGCCGUUCUUGGUGAUGGUGGUGUAGGAAAGACUGCACUGGCUGUACAAUUUACGCUCAAUUGCUUUGUUGAGACUUACGACCCCACGAUAGAAGACGCAUACCGCAAGCAACUCGUAGUCGACAAUCGCAUGUGUUUCGUGGAGGUGAUCGAUACCUCGGGCCAAGAGGAGUACGCGACGCUUCGUGAUCAAUGGGUCAGGGAAGGCCAGGGCUUUAUCCUGGUGUACUCCAUCGCGUCCAGGGCGACGUUCGAGCGACUCGACGUCUUCCGGCAGGCCAUGUUGAAGGUCAAGCGUCAGAAGCCGGUCUUCAUGCUUGUCGGCAACAAAUGCGACAAACAGUUCGAGCGGGAGGUGUCGAGAGAGGAGGGUGCGGCGCUGGCGCGGCAGUUCGGCUGCGAGUUCCUAGAGACAUCAGCAAAAACGGCGCACAACGUGGAACGCCUCUUCAUGAACCUCGUCCGGCUGCUCCGCUCGACGAAGCAGCAAGAACAAGGAGUACAAGGUCCCGUACGGUCACCGGAGAAGGAGAAGAAGCGCAAGUGUAUUAUCAUGUAGGGCACAUUCAGGACUAUAUAGAACUGACCCAUCUCUCCACCUACUUACCUCCUUUUAUGAUACCACGUCCUUCAUCUUCCUCUUCUGCUGGGUUUAUUACGUCUUCGGGCUCCGUUUUCGAGGGUCAUCUGCGCCCUCUGACGAUCUUCUCUGCUUUUCAAUGUACAUAUAUCCCCUCU